Heterostelium album PN500 is the source of this 1395-nucleotide messenger RNA. RefSeq names its product Vps72/YL1 family protein. NCBI's taxonomy places the organism in Eukaryota, Evosea, Eumycetozoa, Acytosteliales, Acytosteliaceae. Gene Ontology annotation, molecular function: ATP-dependent H2AZ histone chaperone activity. The coding region runs from base 1 to 1395 and encodes 464 amino acids. The transcript has 2 exons. Gene Ontology annotation, cellular component: nucleus. The record is from RefSeq and is a predicted model, not a curated record. Gene Ontology annotation, biological process: regulation of DNA-templated transcription; chromatin remodeling.
AUGUCAUUAAAUAAACCAGCGAGAUCAACUAGAGGAAAAAGAAUUACACCUCUGACGGAGGAAGAGAUCAAAGCGGAUGCAGAGUUUUGGGCACCUUUGUUGGCGGCACAAGAUGAAGAUGAACAAGAUGAUCCUGAUUAUGAAGAAGAGGAACCAAAGGAAGGUGAAGAUGCUGUUGAAGAUGACGAUGAUAUCAGUUCAGAUGAAUUGGAAGAUGAAUUAUCAUCAGAGAAUGAAGAUGAUAUUGAAAUCGAUAAGAGAAGAGAGAAAAAACAACCAAAAAAAGGAACAAAAGGAUAUGUUGAUCCUUCAAAGAAGAAGAAAGGUGGAGCAACUUCAAAAGCAGUGAAAUCAAUUACAAAGAAAAAGAAACAGAAACAAGCUGAUGAAGAUGGUGAUGAAGAUGAAGAAGAUGAGGUUGAGGAAGAUGAUGAAGAGCAAGGAGAAGACGAAGAAGAUGAAGAUAAACAAGCUAGUUUCUUAAAGACAAUUGAAAGAGCAAGCGAACAAGGAAGAAAUGAGAAGAAACAAGCAUCUACACCACUGAGUAGGAAGAGAAAGAAUAGAGCAACAACAAAUGUUGGCAACAAUGAAGAUAUAGAUUCAACAACAACUACUACAACUACAACUACAACAACAGGUUCCUCCAUACCAGUAAAGAAGGUGAUGAGAACAUCGGUUAUUGCAUUCCUCGAGAAGAGUAAUGAGCAGCUACAAGAGGCGAAUAAACAGAAAGCAAUACGGUCGGCCGCUGCCAAGAAACAUCGUGCCGCUUCACUCGCCGGAAAGAAGAACGACGAACUGACCCAGGAGGAGCUGUUGGAGGAAGCGAAGCUAACGGAGCAAAUCAAUAUUGAAUCACUGAACACCAUGAUGCAGCGUGAAGAGGAGAAGAAGAAGAGUCAUCAGAUAAAGAAGCAGGCUUACACAGGACCGAGAGUCAUCUACAAGAGCAGCGUAGUCAAUACCAACCGGAAUAAGAACAGUGGCAAAAUCAACCAGAUGAAGAACAAGAUAGUUUCAACGGUUACAUUCACCGAUGACUCGAACUUCCCCGAGUGUUUGAAACAUUCGUCGAUACCGUCGCGUCAUGAUUGUCGCCAAUCACCUAAGCAAACGUGUGUCAUCACCGGUCAACCAGCUAAAUAUAUCGAUCCCAUAUCGAAACAACCAUACGCAACAGCAGAAGCAUAUCAAAUUCUUAAAGAGAGGAGCAAUAUCCAUAACAACAACAAUAACAACAAUCUUAGUCUAUCUUCAAGUACAACCUCAACUACACAAUCAACAAACGCCAACACAAACAUUACAGAAGAACAAAAGAAAGGAAGUAGCAGUAGAUCAAAGAGAAGAGUACCGACAAUCAUUUCAACUUCAGAUUUACCUGCUAGAUAUUAA